UAUCUACCAUUUGGACAGUGCUUUUUUAGAUUUCAUAGAAAAUAAAUCAAAUCAUUGGCAAUGUACGCGGCCCCUUCAAACUAAACCAAAUUUUAAGUGUUAGCAAACGCGAAAUGGCGAAUUCGAGAUCGUUGAAAUCGAGCGACUGGCCCGGCAUACUGGACUCUAGGCACGCACUGAGGAAGUACCUGGCUCCGCCACCCAAACUGGCUGGAGCGCAGGGGAGACUGCCCACUUACACUCCUCCAAACUACGUGGCAGCUGAGCCCAUGCAGCGACCCAGGAUGAACUCCGCCUGGCAGUUGGCCAGCGAUCCCUCUGAUCUGUCGGAGGUCCGUCCUCCCAAGCGGAUCAAGGGAUUGAAGGAGCGGGAGAGGAAGAGGAUAGAACGCAAGGUUUGGGCCAGACCAGCAAGGAUAGAUGUUACAAAGGGAGCUGCCAAAUUGGGACCGAUAAACAUGGAGAAGUCCCACAAACUGGAGCAGGUGGAGACGCCUCUAAUGCCGAGAUCACCAGCUAAGACGGCGCGGAAGAAGGUCAAGACGCCAUCUUCACUGCUUCGGAAGCAGACAGGCCAAGUGCUCUCCCACUCCGGCUCACCGCGGCGCAGGGUAAUCCUGAUCGUGGACGCCAAGAGGUCCCCAGGAGUGGCGCACCUGGCUGGUGGAGCGGAUAAGCUUCUGAAAAACCCUUCACCUGGGCGGGAAAGAGACGCCUACCGCCCGAGACUCAAGAUGAGUGGACGGUCCAAGAAGACCUACUCUGUGCCCCUGUGCAGCCGACCCACGGAGAUCAUAGGCAAGGGCCUUCCCUACUCCCGCCAGAUGCAGAUGCGCCAGGAGAAGCUCUGUCAGCAGCCGGAGUACCACGACCAGUACAUCCGCAUGCUGUACCAGCAGCAGCGCCAUCAGCAGAUGUGCCAGCAGGAGCAGCUGCAGCAGGACUUCGCCCGCCAGAGGUCCCAGAUGGCCCUUCACCCCUACUCCAUCCUGCCGGACGCCGUGUCCGAGGAUCAGGAGCAGCGAAACGUGUACUCCGUGCCCUCCAAGUCGCCGCUCAAGAGAUUGCGGGGCGGCAAGCGGCUGUGCGGCAACUUUUACUACGACUAGAGCGGUGAUCUAUAACAACAAGUUCCAGGGCAUUCAAUAAGGCUAUAAUAUCCAGGAAAGAACGGGGAGAUUUUUUAAAAUCCUUAUCCAAAUCCUCUCUUCAUAUCCACCAAAAUUGUUAACAGCUACCAAUAUCCAGUCGGAUUAUGACUGGCAAUAAUCUUACGAUUGGGUGCCGUUUAUAUUAAUAGGAAAAUGUAUGGAUAAUAAAUAUUUUAUAUAUCA
Molecule: messenger RNA, 1334 nt
Organism: Drosophila teissieri
Lineage: Eukaryota; Metazoa; Arthropoda; Insecta; Diptera; Drosophilidae
Exons: 1
Coding region: 114-1109 (331 amino acids)
Source: RefSeq, a predicted model, not a curated record